This is a messenger RNA of Lindgomyces ingoldianus, 1053 nucleotides long. Its product is annotated as NADP-dependent mannitol dehydrogenase. NCBI's taxonomy places the organism in Eukaryota, Fungi, Ascomycota, Dothideomycetes, Pleosporales, Lindgomycetaceae. The coding region runs from base 1 to 1053 and encodes 350 amino acids. Gene Ontology annotation, molecular function: zinc ion binding; oxidoreductase activity. The record is from RefSeq and is a predicted model, not a curated record. The transcript is spliced from 3 exons.
AUGUCCCUUCAAAUCCCCCAAACCAUGAAAGCGAUUCGCUACAAUAAAAUCAAAGACUAUGAACUUGUGACCAUUCCGGUUCCUACCCCCAAGGCGGACGAAGUUCUUAUUAAAGUAAAAUCUUGUGGAAUAUGCGGCACGGAUUUGCACAUCCACGAUGGUGACUUCGAGUCCCGCAUGCCGGUGGUGACUGGCCACGAAACCUCUGGCGAAGUCGUGGCCAUUGGAUCCAAUGUCACAGGCUUUGCCAUUGGCGAAAGAGUUACGGGAGACAACUCCGAGCUGUGUGGGCAUUGCCAUUUCUGUCGGGAGGGGAAAUUGCUAUUCUGUGAGAAUUUCGUUGCUCACGGUGUUCAUUUGAAUGGCGGUUUCGCGGAAUACUGCAUUUUCCCUGCUGCUAAACUGUUUCAUUUCUCAGUUUGCUCGUGGGAAGAAGCUUCGCUGUUCGAAGCCGCCGCAUGUGCGGUCCACGGCCUCGACCGCCUGCUUCCUCGUCCUGGCUCCACAGCCUUACUUCUUGGUAUUGGACCGACUAGCAUCUGUCUAGCACAGCUGCUCAAGCUGAACGGUGUCCAGAAGCUCGUUGUCGCCGCCCGGGCUGGCGACAAGAUGAAUCUAGGCAAGAACCUCACAGUUGCUGACGAGUACCUUGAGCUCGACCGCAACAACGAAGAACUAAACAGUCAGAAGUGGGCCGAUCUGCAAACCAAGUACCCUCACGGCUUUGACAAUGUCAUAGAUGCAACUGGUGAUCCAAGAAUGCUGAAUCUAGCCAUCGAUUUCUGCACCAAGAGUGGAAAAGUGAUGUUCUAUGGGGCGUAUGCGCCGGAAGAGAUGAUCGAGGUUUCUCCAGGCAAGAUCUUCAGAGACGAGAUCACGAUCCUUGGGUCUUUUUCUCAGAUGUGGUGUUUACCGCGUGCGAUAGAGUAUUUACAGAGUAGGAAGGUAGAUGUGAGAGGCGUGGUGACGCAUACAUUUCCUCUUGAGAAGUUCGGCGAUGCGCUUGAUGCUAUGCGGACGAAGAAGUGCAUCAAGGCCACGAUCAUUCCUUGA